GAGGGAAACAAUUUCUUUCAUUCUCUGGGCUGCAGAAGGGGACAGAGCUCUUCAUGCACUGAACCAUAGCACUGAACGUCGCCUGCUGCUGUGUUAGGAUGUCUCUCUUUGCAAUGACUUUCCUGCUGGGAAUCCUGCAGCCUUCUUCUGCACAGUUCCCUCGAGUCUGUGCUACUUCAGAAAGUUUGCUGAAGAAGGAGUGUUGCCCGCUAUGGGAUGGAGAUGGGUCUCUCUGUGGGGAGUUGUCCAACCGAGGGUCCUGCCAAGACAUCCUUCUCUCCCAUGCUCCUCUAGGACCACAGUUCCCCUUUUCAGGGGUGGAUGACAGGGAGGACUGGCCUUCUGUGUUUUACAAUAGGACAUGCCGGUGCAAUGCCAAUUUCAUGGGAUUCAACUGUGGAGAAUGCAAGUUUGGUUUCUCGGGGCCCAGCUGUAACGAGAGGAGACUGCGAGUGAGAAGAAAUAUCUUCCAGAUAACUGCCAGGGAGAAAAAUAAGUUUCUUGCCUACCUCAAUUUGGCUAAGCGCACUCCCAGCCGGGACUAUGUCAUUGCCACUGGCACUUAUGCUCAGAUGAACAAUGGCUCAAACCCAAUGUUCAGCAAUAUCAACAUAUACGACCUCUUUGUAUGGAUGCAUUAUUAUGUCUCUCGUGACACCUUGCUAGGUGGGUCAAGCAUAUGGAGGGAUAUUGAUUUUGCCCACGAAGCUCCAGGUUUUCUGCCUUGGCAUCGACUGUUCUUACUGAUGUGGGAAAAUGAGAUUCAGAAAUUAACGGGUGAUGAAAACUUCACCAUCCCCUACUGGGACUGGCGAGAUGCCGAGGGCUGCGAUAUCUGCACUGAUGAAUACAUGGGAGGCAGGCACCCCACCAACCCUAAUUUACUGAGCCCAGCAUCUUUUUUCUCCUCCUGGCAGGUAAUCUGCAGCCAAUCAGAAGAGUACAACAGCCAGCGGGCUUUAUGCAAUGCCACCAAUGAAGGGCCUAUACUUCGAAAUCCUGGUAACCAUGAUAAAACAAGGACUCCUAGGCUCCCUUCUUCGGCUGAAGUUGAAUUUUGUUUAAGCCUGACUCAGUAUGAAUCUGGGUCCAUGGAUAAAUUGGCUAAUUUCAGCUUCAGAAACACAUUGGAAGGUUUUGCUGAUCCACGGACUGCAAUAUCAAAUAUCUCUCAAAGCAGCUUGCAUAAUGCGCUUCACAUCUACAUGAAUGGCUCAAUGUCUCAAGUGCAAGGAUCUGCUAAUGAUCCCAUCUUUAUACUUCAUCAUGCCUUUGUUGACAGUAUUUUUGAGCAGUGGCUUAGAAGACACAGACCCCUUCAAGAAGUUUACCCUGCAGCCAAUGCGCCCAUUGGACACAAUCGUGAAUAUUACAUGGUCCCAUUUAUUCCUCUCUACAGAAAUGGAGAAUUCUUUACCCCAUCAAGGGAGCUGGGCUAUGAUUAUGAAUAUCUAGCAGACCCAGUUAACUUCUUCCAGGACUAUUUGAUGCCCUACCUCGAGCAAGCCCGUCAGAUCUGGGCAUGGCUAGUUGGAGCAGCUGUGGUGGGUGGUAUAAUCGCUGCCCUGAUCACAGGACUGAUUAUUCGGGGAUGUAGUAAGAAAAGGAGAACCUCUGAAGAGACACAACCGUUACUUUUGGAAAGUGAGGAUUAUCAGAGUGUGUCUUAUCAGUCCAAUUUGUAAAGGCCACCAGUAAUCCAGCAAGA
Molecule: messenger RNA, 1708 nt
Organism: Gavialis gangeticus (Gharial)
Lineage: Eukaryota; Metazoa; Chordata; Crocodylia; Gavialidae
Gene: TYR
Product: tyrosinase
Exons: 5
Coding region: 99-1685 (528 amino acids)
Biological process (GO): pigmentation; melanin biosynthetic process
Molecular function (GO): tyrosinase activity
Source: RefSeq, a predicted model, not a curated record